Molecule: messenger RNA, 306 nt
Organism: Staurois parvus
Lineage: Eukaryota; Metazoa; Chordata; Amphibia; Anura; Ranidae
Source: the annotation of a GenBank genome assembly
AUGUAUGUGAAAUGGUUUGAUACAGUAAUGUUUUACUAUGUGAUUUUAUUGAAUGUCACUUUUUGUAAUUUUCAAAUUUCCCGCUGUUCUGUCCCCGUACGUCCUGACAUUGCAGGGGACGGAACCCAGAAGACAGAUGCCGGCAUCGGCCGGAGGACAUUACAGGGGACACUGCAGGAGGGAUAUCGUGGGAGCGCAGGACAAGGUAAGAGAAGAACAGAUCCUGGAGCAGCGCCGCAUGAUAAGCCCGAGUGUAGCUCGGGGUUACCGCUUGUGCUACACUCGGGAAUACCGCCAGGGAGGUUA